Molecule: messenger RNA, 1390 nt
Organism: Hypoxylon fragiforme
Lineage: Eukaryota; Fungi; Ascomycota; Sordariomycetes; Xylariales; Hypoxylaceae
Product: Mak16 protein
Exons: 4
Coding region: 112-1089 (325 amino acids)
Biological process (GO): maturation of LSU-rRNA; maturation of 5.8S rRNA
Cellular component (GO): nucleolus; preribosome, large subunit precursor
Source: RefSeq, a predicted model, not a curated record
CAAAACACUAUUAUUUUGUUCAUCGCUUCAAGUAGAUUGCACCGAAUAUUCCUAUUCCACGUCCUUCCUCCAUAACCUUCACAACCCGAUCCAAUCUGAUAUUCGAUCAAGAUGUCGGACGAGAUCAUCUGGCAGGUUAUUGACAAGCAAUUUUGUAGUUUUAAACUGAAAACUACCAAAGAGAAGAACUUCUGUCGAAAUGAAUACAACGUGACGGGCCUUUGCAACAGACAGUCAUGUCCGCUCGCCAACUCUCGUUAUGCCACGGUUCGAGCCCAUCCUACGAAGGGCACUUUGUAUCUCUAUAUGAAAACCAUUGAGCGUGCGCACACACCCGCCAAGCUUUGGCAGAGAAUCAAGCUGUCGCAGAACUAUGCGGCCGCCCUAAAACAAAUCGAUGACCAACUCAUCUAUUGGCCCAAGUUCCUAGUCCACAAGGCGAAACAACGAGUUACGAGGCUCACACAGGUCGCUAUUAGGAUGAGAAGGCUCGCAAAGGAAGACGCACGCCUCGGCGAAAAGAUGGUGCCUAAGUUAGCACCUAAGAUCAGGCGACGAGAAGAGACCCGCGAGCGCAAAGCAGAAGCUGCUGCUAAGUUGGAACGUACCAUCGAACGCGAGCUGAUGCAGCGACUACGCGAGGGAGCUUACGGUGACCAACCUCUUAAUGUUAGCGAAACUAUCUGGAAGAAGGUGCUCAAUGCAAUGGAGCGCGAGGGUGACGGUAUGCGAGAUAAGGACCUCGAUAAUGGCAUAGAAGAAGAUGAGGACGAGGAUGAGGAAGAGAUGGAAGGUGAGGUCGAAUAUGAGGAUGAGGAGGAAGAUGGAGCCGUCGAGUAUGUAAGCGAUUUCGAGGAGAGUGAGGAUGACCUGGAAGAUAUUGAGGAUUGGUUGGGAAGUGAUGAGUCCGAUAAAGAAGAGGAAUUGGACAGUGACGAGAGCGAGGAGGAUUCAAGCAAGAAGGCGGUCGGUGAAAAGAGAAAGAGAGCUCGGGUUGUUCGCAUGAAACCGAAAAAGACAGUUCGCCGUGGAAGAGAGAUCGAACAUGAGCACGAGUUCGAACGUCCGAGGGGGGAGCUUGCCUUCUAGAAGACGAAGGCAAUGAAUUGGUUGGAACAGAAUACUAGUAUUUCCUGAUAUUGCCAAGAAAAACUAUUGAUACCCUUUUCACUACGUAUUUGGAGGGGAUACAUGAGCAUUGAUAUUGACAAAUCACGGCCCAUGGAAGGGAUAUAAGAAUGUACUACUAUGUAGGUACAGUUCUAUGUAACGGCAUCUGGGUGUCUUUUGUGCUAAGUUGCUAGCGCAAUGAAACACUAUCUAAAAGAGAAAGGCGACGAUUGGCGUUCUAAUUAUUGGGGGGUUCAUGAAUUAAUACUAUUUGCCAAUU